CUGGGCUUUGUUCAAACUCGUCUUUCAACCCAAUAUGCACCAUUAUCGCAUAUAUCUUUCAGUAGUCCGCCAUGGUUGCCUUCUCUCACCUGCCGACUGAGCUGGUUGAGUCGAUCACGUUUUACUUGGCACAACAUGACCUGUACACCCUCUCUCUGGUCAACAAAAGCCUAAAUAUUCUGGCUGCACCAUACCUCUAUCGAGAGAUUGACUUGGCCAUACGUCCCGGCGAUAAGUUGCCGCGUAUUGACAGGUUUUGUCUUAAUAUUCUGAGCGACGCCCGGCGCGCGGCGCGAGUUGAGAGACUGAGCCUUGGACCGUCAUCUGAAGAUGGGGUUAAAGAGGGCCAACGCUGGCUUCCUCUGGACAGACACUUCAAUGAUGAAGCGCUGUAUCAGCUUGCUAUGACCGCUCUUGACAGGGAGCCCUUGAUAGCGGGCGGAGACUUUCUAAGGGACGCCAUCAUGCAACGAGAGUAUUCGGCAUAUGCAACUCUGAUCGUGCUGGUACUACCUGCGUUGCAACAGCUUGAAAUUGCAGACUUCACAUAUUCGACCAUGGAUCGUCUCCGUACAGUGCUUCGAAAUCUUAACGCGGAAAGAACGUGGAACCAACGCCAUCCGUCGGCAGCUCUACUAGAACGGCUGGCUUGCAUCAAGGCAGCAUCUUGCAAUGUUGAUAGAAGCUCAGGAUUACCGUAUCCAAACGAAAGAGGCUCUGUUUAUCUCGAUCAAGUCAUGAAUCUACCUGGACUUGACAAGUUGGAAUUUUCAGUGACAGAUAUGCAAGCGGGGAUGUCCAGAACCGUACCUCCAGGUGGGGCGGUGCAUUGGCCAAAUCGACUGCUUGUCUCUCAUGUGCGGACGACCACCAUCACCAGGCUUGUAAUCAGACAUUCUACAUCUUGUGCCCUCGCUGUUCGUCCACUCUUCACUUGCGCUCCUCAGCUCACAUCCUUUACAUGGGACAUUGCGUACGACUGCCACGACCGGCAGAUUGCGCCAGAGAGGUGGAUCGAUCUCGAUGCCUGGAGCACCUCGUUGAGUGCCUGCAAAAGCACGUUACAAGUACUCGUGUUCGCGGUCGAGUAUUUCGAUUCUGUGAAAUUUGCUUUCGAACAACCGAGAAUUGGGCCCCGACAGUUUGGCUACCUCGACCUCACCAGCUUUGAACACUUGCAUACCUUAGAGGUCCCGAUAACUUUCUUGACGGGUGACAGCGAGUGUUCAAUCACUGCUGAAAUUUACCCACUACCUCCACCCUAUUUGCGCCAUCUCUCCCUUCGGAUUGAUCUCACACAUGCGCAAUUAUCUUAUAAGCUGGACACAUCGAACCUCCCUCGAGGUCUCACGUUGCCUCAGUCCCAAGCUGAAGCAAGGUACACAAGUAACGCACGAAUGGACCUGGCUUAUGCCUACCACGCAACCCUGGCACUGCUCGAUCAUACUCCAGCUCUAGAAAGUCUUUCCGUCUGGCAACCUGCAGAUCCUUCAUUGAGUUGGUUUGAUGGACAAAUCUCCGACUUUGCAACUACGUGCAGCAACAAAUCAAUUAUCGGAGCCUUGGUCUUUCCAAUGCUGCUCCGCUGGAAGAAGUCUGAACAUCGAGAUCUAGUCAAGGAAGUUAGGUUCGGGCCUUCUCAGGGCGAGCGAUCGGAGCGCCUUUGCAGGGGUGAGCGGGAUGAAAUUCCAUUGGGACUGGCGUCACAGUAUCAUCUCCUUGGACUGCGCUCUCAUCUAGUUCGGCAUUGCUGAACUGCAUAUCAUGUGUCACAAACGCCCUUACUCCAUUCGUUCAUCCACGACCAUCAGCGCGAUCCUGCAGGAUUCCUGAAGCAUUCCUGCGCAGCAGACUCUUCCUAGGAGCCUUUUUACCUACCUAUACAAAUCUUUGAUCUUUUUGUCACUAGCGGCAGACUAGGUUCCGAAAAGCAAUAUCAACUUUUGGCGUUACGGAGUAUUUCUGUUCUUCAACUACAAGAUGUUUGCCCGUAAGGCUGAGUCAGGCCCUUCUCAUGUUGGCCGAUCGUGGAGUAUAGCUAGUCAUGACGCGACCACCACCGAACACGUGGAACGGGUAUACACCACCCGCAGUGCCGCGGUACCCCACAUCGCUUGC
Molecule: messenger RNA, 2118 nt
Organism: Boeremia exigua
Lineage: Eukaryota; Fungi; Ascomycota; Dothideomycetes; Pleosporales; Didymellaceae
Exons: 1
Coding region: 72-1754 (560 amino acids)
Molecular function (GO): protein binding
Source: RefSeq, a predicted model, not a curated record